Cooperia oncophora is the source of this 258-nucleotide messenger RNA. Lineage: Eukaryota; Metazoa; Nematoda; Chromadorea; Rhabditida; Trichostrongylidae. The record is from the annotation of a GenBank genome assembly.
AUGGCGAUGUGUAUGCAACUGCCUUGUAUAGAAUGUGGCAGGCUGUUCACUCAUCACUAUGGUCUUCUCUACCAUGUUGAACGGUGUAACGUAUCAGAAGAAGAAAUGCCUUGGAAAUGUUAUCGGUGUUCAAUUCACACAACACGAGCAAAGUCGCACGAACAUCUCAGAGAGUGUUGGAGCAACCAGCGUGCAGAGGAAGAAAAAAAGCAGUCUACGUGCCCUGUAAUGGGUGCUCUUGGGGAUGUCAAUCUGUAG